This is a messenger RNA of Hyposmocoma kahamanoa, 2883 nucleotides long. Its product is annotated as MPN domain-containing protein CG4751. Gene Ontology annotation, cellular component: BRCA1-A complex; BRISC complex. Gene Ontology annotation, biological process: double-strand break repair. Lineage: Eukaryota; Metazoa; Arthropoda; Insecta; Lepidoptera; Cosmopterigidae. The transcript has 7 exons. Gene Ontology annotation, molecular function: metallopeptidase activity; polyubiquitin modification-dependent protein binding. The record is from RefSeq and is a predicted model, not a curated record. The coding region runs from base 1 to 2700 and encodes 899 amino acids.
AUGGAGUUACAGACGUCACAUUUGGCCGCCGCGCUUAUGUCUGGCAGUAAUACAUUCGCUAAUACCAGCAGCGUCUCAAAAGAAACGCCUGCCAGCAAAACUGUAGAGGACAACAAAGUUGAAAAACCCAUAGAACGUUCUAAGGAAUCAUCGGAAGGUGAUAAGGAAGAUAUUGGAAGCGGCGAAGAGUUUAGUGAUGAGGAAUCUGAAACUCAAGCAGGUAGCAAAUCGGCGCCAGGCCGAGGGGUUACUUUGCAAAUGCUGUUAGAAGACAAAAUGCUGGAUCCUGGUACUGCUGCUAUGACCAUUGAAUACUUGGGCCAAAAGUUUGUAGGUGACUUACAACCAGAUGGGAAAAUCAAGUCCCACGAGACAGAAACAAUUUUCUGUUCCCCAUCUGCCUGGGCAAUACAUUGCAAGAGGAUCAUUAACCCAGACAAAAGGUCAGGGUGUGGAUGGGCCUCUGUCAAGUAUAAAGGAAAAAAGCUUGACACUAUUAAAGCUACUUAUUUGAGAAAGAAACAAUUACAGAGAGAGAACAUGCACACAGAUGAGGAAACAGAAAUGGAAGUAGAAAGUCCACCUGAACCCCCACCACAAAGAGUGGUCAUGAAACAUAACACUGUGCCAAAUAGAAUGAAUCAGCAUGAUGCUAACAUGCUGACAGAAGCCGUGUCAUUUUCGUCAGUGGGUAAAGUGCAGCCGUUUUUGGUGUCAGUAAGUUCUAAUGCCUGUCUCGUUCUGGAUAUACAUUGUCAUUUGAAGAAGGAAGAGGUGUAUGGCUAUCUCGCUGGAACCUGGGACUUGAACAAUCAUAAUCUAAUGAUAACUCAUACAUUCCCAUGUCUGGUAAGUAAAAACGACACCAGACCAAAAGUUUUGGUUGAAUUGGACAUUCAAAUGGAAAUUGAGAAGCUUGGCCUGACUCUACUUGGAUGGUACCAUUCCCAUCCAACAAAUCCUGCCAUGCCAAGCCUUCGGGAUUGUGACAAUCAACUGGAGUAUCAAAUUAAGUUGAGAGGUCCUUCAGAAAUAUCGUACAUUCCUUGUAUUGGAGUUAUUUGUUCACCAUACAACCCGGAGAGUCCAGUCCUGGAAUCAUCACUAACAUUCUUCUGGGUGAUGCCGCCUCCAGAGCAAAGACCGACCGAGUACCCCCGACCACUCCUCCUCCAAUAUAACAUGAUUAACGACACUCAUUUAUCAACACACGCAAUGGAACAGAUAAAGAAAAGCAUUAAGUAUUAUUUCAACUUUGCUGACGAUACUUUUGUUAAAUUCAAGGACAAUUUUAAGCCAGAUAUAACCUACUUAGAUAAAUUGAAAUGUACUUUGACUCCAAAAUUUCCCCGCGAACAGAGCGAUGGUUUAUUGUGGCACUUUAUACGCGAUGAGUUGGGUUGUUCAUCCGAACAUGAUGAUAAAAUGGAUUUGGACGCGCUAUUGGCUGUUCCUCAACCAAUUCCUGUGUCUAAACCAAGUCAAACUACAACUAUUCCCAGCUUUCCAUCUGUUAGCACGUUACAACAGAUGGUGAGUCGACCAGCUGGUAUUCCACCUUUAAACGUUUCUUCAGGGAUAGGGUCUGGUUCUCCCCACAAGUUUGAAACGCCCCCACUGAAUAUUCCUGUCUUAUCUACGUCAUCUAAAUCAUCGUCGAAGUCAUCGACGCCUUCAUUGUCGUCAGCAUAUCCUUCAGGUCUGGACAUGCUAACCAGCAUGGCUUUAGGUUUGGGAUCUACAAAUAUGUCAACCUUAGGUCUAGGAAGCAGCAGUUUAGAAAGCUUAGCUGCUGCAAAUAGUAUGUUAUCGGGCCUUACCCCUGGAAUGUCUCCUACACUGGCAGCAAGUUUAAGUGGCAGUAAGCUUCCCGACCCUCCUUCCUACGCCGCCUCAUUGCAAAACUUAACUAGUAGUUUGGGAAGCUACGAUAAAGGAACUACAAGUACAGCUACUAGUACAACCUCCACGGCGCCCAUUCCUGCUAGCAUCGCUUCAAACCUCAUGAUGAGCUCGGCAGACAUAGCAAAUGCUCUGUUUUCAGCCAGUAAAUAUUCAAGUGCAGGUAUAUUAGGCAUUCCAGAUCCCAUGUCAAAAUCGACAUUAGCAGCAAAUAAUAUGUUUUUAUCUCCGUCUUUGAUGAAGAUGCAGGAAUCUCUAAUGAAGCCCCUUUCAAGCAGCGGUUCAAUGUCUGCAAAAGUAGGAUUAGAUCGGAGCUCAUUAAUGAAAUCUCCGCACGACCUUCUGAAGACCAAUAAAGAUUAUUUACCACCAGAAUUUGGUAGUAUCGGGAAAUCAAAAUCCGACAUACCACUGGAUCCAAUGAGAUAUACGGAAGCCAGCUUGUCUUCCAAAAUGGACACGUCUAAAUCGGAUGUCAACGAUCCGCAGGUUCCGGAUUACACUAAAAGUUCACGCGUUGGGGGAGAUUCAUUCCUAAAUCAGAUGCUGGAGUUGACUAAAAAGACUACUAUGCCUGACUAUGCAGCUGAUUACAGUCAGCCGUUAAAGCUGUCGAAGUCUGAGGAAAUGGCGACUUCGUUGCCGCCAUCUAGUCAUAUAUACUCGAGUACUUCAAGUUAUGUGGACAGCAUGGCGCAAUUGGCUGCAGGCAACUACGCCAAGCAAGAUGAGCCUAUGGACUUUAGAAAGGAGCAAGAUUAUAGCACUAGUGAAAGUGCCAAUGACAAUGACAACUGAACGCGUGUAGGGUAUGUGAAAAGAUAUGUGUGGAAACGUAGAUAAUAUAUUUAAGCACUUACUCAUACCAAGACUCUUUAAUCGUUGUUUAUAUGUAUGGUUAUGAUCGUUAAAAAUACUUUGGUGUAUGCGUAAUCUCAACAUACAGGCCGUAUAUUUGAAAGUGAAACAUAUUCAUACAUG